UCAUGGACCGCUGUAGUCGCUGUGAGGUUUGGGUUUGUCGGUACCGCCGUAUCUCUUUACAGCAGACGUUCUCCCCCGGGCUCCGCGCUGUUGCACAUUCACUGCAGGUGCACCGUCCCACGUGUGAACAUAUUGUAAAGUAAAAGUGUUGCUUGAGUCAACAAUGGAAGCGUCCAACAGCUCUCUCAGUCAGCAGCUCCCCGGUCCAGAACUCAUGAGUGACGUUCAGAAGCUUCCUGCAGCCGUUGUUGUCCUGGUUCUGGAGGAACGGAGACAAACGCUCGUUGAUAAACUGGUCUCCACGCCAGAACCAGCACCGCGCAGGUUUUCCCAUCAGCCUUUAACACGUGUGGCGUCUGUGGAGGGAGGAGCAGCAGAGGCUGCAGAGAGCAGCAGGAGGAAAGAAGCAACAGGAAGUAACAUUAGUCUGUCAAUCAACACCACUCUGAUCAUCCCAACCUUUAUUCCAUGAAAAUAGAUGUUAUCUGUAAUAAGUAGAUAAAGUUGUGAUCCAGUGAAACGACCAGCAGCUCUUCCUGCUGCUGCUCCCUCAGACAGUCCACACCAGAUCCUGGAGCAGAAGAUGUUCAGCAUCGUUAUGUCAGAUAUCACAUCUCACAAUCAACAAGACCAAACUGCUGCUUUCCUUCAUGAAGAUGCUCCAAACACUGUAAAAUAAGUCACAUCUGUGACUCCGCAGAGCUAAAAGUAAGACGUAUAAUCAUCUGAGAGAGUAAAAUGUAGUUUUGAACAACAAAGUACUGUACUUUGUUUACUUUCAGGAAUAUUGUUGAAUAGUGUUUAAUACUCUUAUUACUAUCAGUGAGAUGAUGCAGGUCCUGUAUGGAGUUCUCCAGAACCUCUUAUUCUACAAUCGCUUCUGUUUGAUUGUGAUAAGUCUGUCAUUUGUGUUUCAUCCAUUAUUAACAGAAAUAUGAUGAAAUAAUUAAAUAAUUCUGAUAGAAAUACCAAAACAUUGAUGAAUAUUGAAUUUGAUGGCAGUAACAGAACCAGUAAAAGUCCAGUCCUGCAUUCCCAAGUCCAUACAGUCUCCAUGAUCCCCCGAUAGUAAUCAGAGUACUCACCACUACUCUAUAAUACUUUGUUACCACAUUCCUGAAAGUAAACGUAGUACUUUUUUGGCUGUCGUUAAAAAUGAUAAUUUGAUCAAAGAGAUGAUCCGGUAUCUCCGUCCUGCGUUUAAUGUGGAAGCUUCAAGAAUCCUGACAGACGUGUUUCUGAACUGUGGAGUUUCUGAGUGAACGUGAGGGAAGAUCAUGGAAACGCCAGGCAGAAAGAACCGGGCCAGGAUUUGGACCAGGAACCUUGUGACUGUGAAGCUCCAGUGUUGCCCACCACACCCCCCUGAACGGAGGAGGAGAAAACACUCAUCUAGAUGUUUAUCUGUGUUUUAUUCUUUCUCCAGGUGGGAGCGCUGCAGUUUGUCAGAGAUCAGAUGUGAUGAUCUGGUCUCAGCUCUGGAGUCCAACCCGUCUGAUCUGGAACAUCUGGACCUGAGUAGGAAGAAGCUGCAGGAUUCAGAUGUGAAGCAGCUGUGUGUUCUUCUGGGUGGUCCAGACUGCAGACUGGAGACUCUGAGGUUGGAGAGAUGCGAUAUGUCAGGGAUCAGCUGUUCUUCUCUGGUCUCAGUUCUGAAGUCCAACCCCUCCCAUCUGAAACAUCUGAAACAUCUGGACCUGAGUUACAACAACCUGCAGGAUUCAGGAGUGAAACAUCUGUGUGUUUUCCUGGAGAGUCCAGACUGCAGACUGGAGACUCUGAGGUUGAAGAAAUGCAGCAGGAUGUCAAAGAUCAGCUGUUCUUCUCUGGUCUCAGCUCUGAAGUCCAACCCCUCCCAUCUGAAACAUCUGGACCUGAGCUUCAACAACCUGCAGGAUUCAGGAGUGAAACAUCUGUGUGGUUUCCUGGAGAGUCCAGACUGCAGACUGGAGACUCUGGGCUUGCAUAGCUGCAGGUUGUCAGAGAUCAGCUGUUCUUCUCUGGUCUCAGCUCUGAAGUCCAACCCCUCACAUCUGAAACAUCUGGACCUGAGUUUCAACGACCUGCAGGAUUCAGGAGUGAAACAUCUGUGUGGUUUCCUGGAGAGUCCAGACUGCAGACUGGAGACUCUGAGCUUGCAUAGCUGCGGUCUGUCAGAGAUCAGCUGUUCUUCUCUGGUCUCAGCUCUGAAGUCCAACCCCUCCCAUCUGAAACAUCUGGACCUGAGAUACAACGACCUGCAGGCUGCAGAUGUGCAGCAGCUGUCUGAUCUGGUGCAGAGUCCAGACUACCAGCUGCAGACUCUCAGAAUAAAACGGAGCUAAACAGACGACGGUGGAGCAGGUGGACUCUUCUCAGAGGAGACGUCCUCCUAUAAUCUCUCAACACCAGCAAAGGUUGAAACAUGUGGCUCCACCAACCUCCACCUCUCCUUCAUCAAACACCCUCGUCUGACCUUCUACUCAUUAUUUGCAAAAUGAGGUUCAAGAUGACUCCUCAGAAAACCUCUGGGUGACGUCACGGAGGGUUUUAAGUUCUUCUAAAUUAACUCGGUCUGUUGUUAGCACUCACAAAAAUGUUUUUGUACAACUUUAAAAAAAAUACAGGUCGUCAAAGGUUCUACUUUAGAGAACAAGGUUUGUUUAGAAGAAAAAAAGAACCGAGUCGGUGUCGUUGCUGUACAAGGAGAGGACAUUUAUUGAAGAAUUCCCAACAUCACAGAUGUGUGUUAUCUGAGGUCGUGUCUUUCAGAUUCCAGUGAUUCAGACAAAGUGAAUUCAUCCACUCACAUGCAUGUCACACACCUGUGCACUCACCUGCUCCCCCAGACACACAGGCCCACGGUCCAACAUACGUUCACAGUCUCGAUACGUACAAAAAUUGAUACAAAUACAAAUAAUACCACAAUAAAAACAUUGUAAUUAUUAUUUUUUUAAGAAAUUCUUACAGUUUAGCUAUGUUCUCUAUUCUGUAGAAAGACAACUAAGCUUUAAUAAGGGAGGAAUAUUUUUUUCUGCCCUUCUCUAAAA
Messenger RNA from Cololabis saira (Pacific saury), 3029 nucleotides. RefSeq names its product ribonuclease inhibitor-like. The transcript has 6 exons. Gene Ontology annotation, molecular function: protein binding. Bases 1278 to 2324 code for a protein of 348 amino acids. The record is from RefSeq and is a predicted model, not a curated record. NCBI's taxonomy places the organism in Eukaryota, Metazoa, Chordata, Actinopteri, Beloniformes, Belonidae.